Labrus mixtus (cuckoo wrasse) is the source of this 1594-nucleotide messenger RNA. RefSeq names its product phosducin b (gene pdcb). The transcript has 4 exons. The record is from RefSeq and is a predicted model, not a curated record. Lineage: Eukaryota; Metazoa; Chordata; Actinopteri; Labriformes; Labridae. Bases 169 to 879 code for a protein of 236 amino acids. Gene Ontology annotation, biological process: regulation of G protein-coupled receptor signaling pathway.
CUCCAUUACACCAAGCUCAUUGGCUGGAAAAGACGCACGCAUGCACACAACAACACACAGCGUCCAGCCACAGAUAGCUUUGUGAAGUCACUGAGUGUAGACCAGUGCGAGGUUAUCUACUGACUCAAGAAAGGACUUCACCGUGACUGUGGAAGAAAAACCAGAAGAAUGUCUGACAAAUUGAUUGACUUGGAGGAGACUGCGACCCACACAGGUCCUAAAGGUGUCAUAAAUGACUGGAGGAGGUUUAAGUUGGAGAGUAUGGACCCGGAAAACUUGCCACCUGCAAAAAGGGAACUUCUGAGACAGAUGUCAUCCCCGGGGAGGCCAAAAGAUGACUCCAGAGCAAACCUUAACCGCAAGAUGAGUGUCCAAGAGUAUGAAUUGCUUAAGGAGGAAGAUGCGGGAUGUCUGAAGAAAUACAGGAAGCGCUGCAUGCAGGAGAUGCAUGAUAAACUCAGCUUUGGGCCCAAGUUUGAAGGUGUUCAUGACCUGGACAGUGGCGAGGCCUUCCUAGAAGUGAUUGAGAAGGAACAUUAUAGUACAGUAGUAGUUGUCCACAUCUACAAGGAUGGGGUCAAAGGUUGUGAGGAGCUCAACAACUGCCUUGACUGCCUGGCCACAGAGUACCCAACUGUAAAGUUCUGCCGGAUUGACGCUGUUGCAUCAGGUGCUGCGGAGCGUUUUUCGGACGAGGUGUUGCCCACGUUGUUGGUGUACAAGGCUGGAGAACUUCUGGGGAACUUCCUGGCCUGCACGCAGCACCUAAACGAGGAGUUCUUUGCCACGGAUGUGGAGGCAUUCUUCAAUAGCUAUGGUCUGCUACCAGAGAAAGAGCUGCCUGGCAUGGAGGAUGAAGAAGAAAACGAUGUAGAGUAAAGCAAAGUUUUGGCUCCCCUGGAGAGUACUCUCUUAGAGCCAUGAAAGACAAUUUCUAACAUAAGAAAGUUUUUUUUCCUUUGGUGAAGGUAUAUAGAAAAAAAAUGUACAUUAGCUCACAAGUGUGUAAGUUUUGUCUUCUAAGGGAGGCUUAUUUUAUCCAGUUGGUGAAGAAACUUAGAUAUCCAAGAUUUGGAUGCUCUAAGGUAAGGGUACAGUAAGGUGAGGAGAUAGUGUAUAUUGAUUUAUUUAUUAAUUAAGUAUCACAAAUCACCUCAACUGUACUCAAAGAAAAGCCAAAACCAGUUAUCUAACUCAAGAUUAUUGCAAAGUUUUCUUUUGUGAUUAUAGAAAAUAUAACAUACAGUCAAACUUGUCAAAAUGUGUUAAUUCAAAUGUGUUUUGUAGCAUUUGAUGUUUUGUAUACGUUACACCUCCAGGGUUAGCACAUAGUUACAUCCUCAGAUGUGAUACGAUAUUUAAACACGUGUUUGCUAAACUUCUCUUUGGGGUGGGGGGCUUCUAAAUUGGAAACAAAACUUUAAAGACCUAAACAGAACAGGAACACUUGGACUCAAGAGGCAAAGGUUCUCUGGCCUUGGAACAUUUUUGUGUAAAACAGCUGCCCUGUCCAAGCUGACCUUCAAUUACGUCUCUGGAACUUGUGUAGUGGGAGGUGAAUAUUAUGUUUGGAAUAAACAUGCUUGAGCUUCUG